Messenger RNA from Miscanthus lutarioriparius, 1050 nucleotides. NCBI's taxonomy places the organism in Eukaryota, Viridiplantae, Streptophyta, Magnoliopsida, Poales, Poaceae. The record is from the annotation of a GenBank genome assembly.
AUGGCAGAGGAGAAAUACAAGCUGUACAAGGGCUUUGAAGGAGAUCUGGCUUUUCUGAAGAGUGAGCUUAAAAUGAUCGCUAGUGCCAUUGAUGGGCAGCUCUUGGGGCAGGAUGAUCACAUACUGCGUUUGUCCGUUGAAGAGUUGCGCCAAGUAGCUCAUGAAAUGGAGGACUGUAUAGACCACAUCGUGUAUGAUGCAUCUUGGGAACAGCAACAACCAUGGUACUGCAAAAUGGUCAAAACUGGGAAGAAGAGAAAAUCACGCUUACAGUUAGGCGAAGAGAUGCAGCAACUAAGGUGCAGAUUGGAGGAAGCACUCCAACGGCAACAGAGGUAUUCAGUGUCCCGUCCAUCCACAUUCCAGCCGGCAGAAUCAUCCUUGAAUCAGCAUAUCCUUCCGGCUGAUUUGGUUGGCAUCAAGCCACCCCUUGAGGAGCUUCUGGAGCAGUUGUCAGAAUUUGAAGGUCAACCCAAGCAGUUGAAAGUGAUCUCAAUAGUUGGCUUCUGUGGAUUGGGGAAGACCAUCCUUGCCCGGGAGUUGUACAACAGCGUGAUCGGCAAGCAAUUCGGUGAAAGGGCAUGGGUUUCUGCAGUGCAUGGGGAUCCGAGCAAGCUCUUAAUAGAGAUACUCAAGGAACUGCAUAAACCACCACCCGAUACCUCCGAUGUCUACCAGCUUAGUACUGAUGUAAGGAACUUCCUAAAUAACAAGAGGUAUUUCAUUGUAAUUGAUGACAUGCGGUCAGAUCAAUGGAGUACUAUAAAGUCUGCCUUUCCUCGAGAUGUUAGCAGCAGAAUAUUGGUGACAACGAAAAUCAAGUCAGUGGCUAAUACUUGCAGCUCUACCAAUGGCUAUAUUCACAAAAUGAGAAGACUUGACGAGAAACAUUCAAAGCAGUUAUUCCUGAAGGAAGCUUGUCCGGUGGAAUAUUCAGAGUACAUGGGGCCUGAUUUGGCAGCAAUUUUGAAGAAAUGUGAUGGUCAACCACUCGCUCUGACUACCGUUGGCCAAUUCAUGGGAAAAAAAGAGUUGGCCAACAGGACAUGA